AUGCGAUUUUGGUGGCCGGAUUGGGAGCCCCGGGAGCGCUCUCUAUCUAGCGAUAGUGAGUGCUCUACGGACAGCCAUUCCAGUCUCGCCAGCGAUGCGUCUUUCUAUGACGCGUCGCCUGAUGACGAAACUGGAGUGGGACACGACGAAAUUCCCCCUCUCCCAGAUGACACGCAACUGGUCACUGGGGAAGAGGCGGGGCAGUCUGAUUUAAGACUGUUCCCAGAAAGUUCGUCACCCUUCUUUGCGGAACGGGUGGGACGAAACUGCCUGGGAACGGUCGCCGUCGGACAAGGGGUAGGGGUACACACUGGUACCUCCAAUAAUUCCCUUCCGGGGCCCCAAAAUGGGCCCCGAGUGCGUCUACGCGCGCCAUCGCCUCGCGGCGAUGACGCGGAGUUAGGCGCCGCAACUUCGGGCACGGGUUCGGAUCCCGCAUCGCCCAGUGCCUACCAAGUUUCCGCGCGCACAGAGGUCUCUGUCGCGCGCGAGGCCCCCCGGUCUCCGGCCCCGAUUUUGGGUGCCAUCAUUGACCGGGAAGAGGCCCGGCGACCCCCCGUUGGUACCUCCGAAGGUACCUUCGACAAUAUACUUGGUUUAAGUAUAGGGGUCGCCGCUAUUCACGACACCAUUCAAGACAACGAUCAAGACUCCUCGGGCCAAGAUAGCGUCGUCUCCGCCGGCCUUGCAGAGGCCACGAGACCGCCUCCCGCCUCCUCCGCGCGCCGUUUGGCUUCCCCCGCCUCGUCGGACGCUCCCGCCGCUGCCGUGGCCUCGCAGGAUGAAGAUGCGAUUGUUGGCAUACCCGGCAGGGCGGGCGUUACGCUGCCCGACCGGGUAUCGCCGACACAAGGACAAGGACUGCAGAGCGACGGCUCCCCGGGCGCAAGCAUGCGGCGCCCGGGUACCAAGACGUGCACCAAGGGCAUCUACACGUUGCGGAGCGCCCUCCCAGACGUGGGAGCGGCCCAAGACACUGCAAGCGAUGAUGUUGGGCCCGUCAGGGCGGCAAGCAUGCUGCCCGACCGGGUCCAGCAUGGACAUCUACAGAGCGUCGGCUCCCCGGGUGCCCACAGGCAGCCCCCGGGUCCAGACGCGUGCGCAACGGGUCCCCCCGCCCUCCCGCUCGCUCCGGAAGCCCCCGCCGCCGCUCGAGACCCCGCGAUUGUUGCUCCUCCACCCGGCAGGGCGGCACGCAUGCUGCCCGACCGGGUGCAGCUCGGGUCCGCGCUCGUAGCCGCAACGGCUCGCGCACUGGGUGCCUUCCAAGGCCCCAGCGACCCAGAGGAUAGCGAAAACAGCGACGGCGGGGCCCCCGACGACGACACUGCCUCCUCGAUGGACGACGACGCUGCCACCUCCUCAAGUGAUGACGACCGGCUCGGGCAUGUAGCUACGGAGCUGCCUGCCCGAGCUGGAUACACUGCAGUGGCCGCGGCCCCUCACCAUGGGCUGCCACGACUACCGCCAGCGAGGCCGUGUCCACUGCAGCAAUUGUUUAUGUCUCACGUACCUGUGACGACCGGCUCGGCAGGCAGGCUCCCAUACUGCCUGACCGAGUCGGGUGUGACGCUCCGAUGCCUUGCGGCGACGAGCCGUCCGCUGUUGCUGGGCCCUGCUCCUGCCACGACCGCAGCCGUCCCCAUGGAGGUGGACCAGGGCGCGACGUGGCAGGCAGCAAGCCUCACUCCGCCGUCUCCUCCUCUCGUGCUCCGCCUCAACGGCAAGCGUCGCCGCUUGAACGACGAGGAUGACGGCGAUGAACGCGAGCAAGCCGAGCAACUGCUGCUCGAGGACGUUGAGGCCGGCCCCAUGAACUCAGCGCUUUGGCCAUCCACGGCUAGCGCACUCCCGGCCUCCGUCCUGGCCGUGUAUGCCCACAACGCGCAGCGCUUCACGUGCACGCUGUGUACAUACACGGCGUCAAGCUUUGCUUCGCUCAAGCGCCACCGGGACUCAAGGCACCGCCGCAUCGCCUUCCUCGACCGGUUCUCGGCAGGUUGUGCGUGCGGCACACCUUUCGUGUCGAGGCUGGCUGCAGCUAACCACGCUCGCGCGUGUGCCAGCCUCCGCGACACUUCGGCUGCGACCGCAUCAGCAGCCGGGGACCUCAGCCCCACUGCUGGUGCAGUCAAUGCCACCGCUACGGUGGCCGACACCGAACCCGUGCUGCCCCGCCAAGACCCUCCGGUGCUCACUGUGUCCCCCCCACAGUCGAGCACCACUCAUGACAGGUCAACAGAGUCAAGAUGGAGCCCCCCGCUCCCAAGGCAGCUGGUUGCUUCUCGCGUUGCGUCCCGCCUCUCCGAGGUUCCCGCCCCACGUUGGGGUCCACCACUGCCUCGCAGCGUGGUGGUGUCAAGGAUUGCCGACCGUCUCCUCCCGCCAGAGUUAACGGAGGAGGAGGAGACCAAGGCUGGUGACAGCGACGACGAGGACGUCAACGACGACCCAGACAUGGACGGCGAGUGGCUGCUGCGCUUUGACGGUGCCUGCCGGGCAAACCCUGGGCCUGGUGGCGCCGGCGCUGCGUUGUUCAAGCCCAGCGGCCCCGUAGUGUGGACGUGUUCCCACUACAUGCCGAGCAGCGGCGAAACCAACAACACGGCCGAGUACACCGCGCUGCUGCUCGGCACACGGGCUGCCGCCGACCACGGUGUCACGCGCCUACGGAUCGAGGGUGACAGCACUCUUGUCAUCCAGCAGGUGCGUGGCAUCUUCGCCACACGCAACAAGCGCCUGAGGCAACUGCGCAUUGCGGUCAAGGCGGAGCUGGCGCGGAUGGAGCGGGCAACGCUUCAUCCCAUCGACAGGCAGGCAAAUGGUCAUGUCGACCGCCUCGCCAACGCCGCUCUUGACCGCCGCACGACCACGUUGGAGUGUGGGGUGCAUACCGAUGGACAUGGAUGCACCUCCACCUCCACGACGGCCCCUGCACCCGCAGCUGCACCUCCGCCUGCCACACCGCAUGUCGCGGUGGGCACUGAAGAUCCCCCAAGCCCCGCAGAUGAUGAUGACAUGGGGGACAUCGAUGAUGGCGAGGUGUAUGCAGCGAUAAGUGUAGGGCCUGAUGCAGUGCCUCCGCGCCGGUCCCGACUGCGCCUACGGCAGCUAAACGAAGACGAGGGAGAGGCUGCGGGCAAGUUGGUGGAGCGGCUAGCAGCGAGGCUAGCUGCCAAGAUAACGGACGCUGAUGACUGGGAGGAGGCGGAGGGCUACAUCACAGCCCUCCCGUAUGCGCUGUACGAUCAACUGCAGCCUUACUCCCAGACACAGCACCCCGCCCAACCUCACUCCCAGCGCCCGCAGCUGCACCAUCCAGACGUGCGUCCUGCCAGGCGACCGGAGCCACACCAAGGUCCAGCGCAGGCCGUGACGCUAGACGGUCAGCGCCAAGGUGGCAGCCGUUCACGUCGUCGCCGUGGUCACUCCGGUGGUGGCAUGGGGCGCCGGCGCACACGUCCGCCCCGUGUGACACGUCAUCACCGUGAGCACCGGCUUGACGAGGCUCUGGACGCCAUGCAUGCUGUCCAGCGUAGCGAGCCGGGCAACCGCAAGGUUGUUGCCAAGGCACGUCGUCGUGUGGGGAGGAUCACCUCCUCCAUUUCGCAGCAACGCCUCCGCCACCUCUUCGAGACUUCGGAGAAGGUGUGUGUUGAGAGCAUCCUGGCGACGGCUCGGUCCCAGCGCGAGGCAGACGAGGCUGCGGCUACGCCAGCCAGCACCUCUGCGCCUCCGCCGGACUGUGUGGCCGUGGAGGAAGACACCUGCCCUAUUCCAGGGGAGAGCCUGCACCGGUUCUUUACCGAGGUGAACUCCCCGGUGGGUGCCUUCGACCCUAUGGCGCCAGUUGGAGCCUCGUUCCGCGCGGCCAUGGACCGCCUGCCUCCAGCGACAGUUGACAUGGCGCUGCUCACGGAUGGGCCGUCUUCGCAUGAGAUCGAGGACCAAGUGCAGCGUGCGCGUGGCAGUUCCAGCCCUGGCUUGGACGGUGUCGGCUAUGACAUCUUCAAGCUGUUCACGGCCCAGCUUCUGCCCGCCCUGCAUGCGGCGUUCGCGCGCUGCUGGCAGUCCAAGCGUGUGCCGCAGAGCUGGAAGGUUGGCGUGGUGCGCCUGCUGCACAAGAAGGGCGAUCGGCUCGACCCAUCCAAUUGGCGGCCGAUCUGCUUGCAGCAGGCCAUCUACAAGUUGUACGCCGGCGUCUUGUCGCGUCGCUUUACGCGCUGGCUCGACGUCAACGGUCGCCAUGCCGACGCGCAGAAGGGCUUUCGAGCCAUGAACGGCUGCGGGGAACACAACUUCCUCGCAGCCAUGCUCGUCGACCAAGCCCGCCGCAAGCAUCAAGAGUUGCAUGUCGUGUGGUACGACUUUGCCAACGCUUUUGGUAGCGUGCCACACGACUUGCUAUGGGAAGCGCUACAACGGCAGGGUGUUCCGCCCGAGUUUGUCGCUUGUUGCCGUGGUCUCUACGCAGACGCAGCGUUUACAAUUGGUAACGCUGUGGAUGGGACCACGGCACCGAUCGCGUUGAAGGUGGGGGUGUUUCAAGGCUGCCCACUCAGCCCCCACCUCUUCACCGCCGCAAUCGCCCCGCUGCUUCACGCGCUCAAGUCGCUGCCGGACACUGGAGUGACGAUGUCCAGCGAAGACCGUCCCGGUGCUGCUGCUUACGCAGACGACUUGAAGACAUUCAGCAGCACCGUGGACGGUAUCCAGCGUCAACACUCGGUGGUGCACGACUUCCUACGCUGGACUGGCAUAAAGGCUAACUCGCUGAAGUGCAGCACCAUGUCAGUCCAGCGAGAUGUGCGUGGUCUCCACCAGACCAGCGACCUCGGGCUGCAGCUGAACGGCACCCCGAUCCCCGCGCUCAGCGCCUCCGACUCUUACCAGUACUUGGGGAUCGGGGAUGGCUUCGACCAUGUGCGCCGUCGCGUCGAGCUGGGACCAGCUAUCGCCCAGCUCAAGCAUGAUGCGACGGCACUGCUGCAGUCCGGGCUGGCGCCGUGGCAGGUGGUCAAGGCGGUCAAGGUGUACCUUUACCCGCGCGUCGAGUACGCCCUCCGGCACUUGCGACCGUUCGCACAGCAGCUGGAGGGCUUCGAUCGCCACCUUGUUCGCGGUCUGCGCCACCUGCUGCGGCUGCCAACUAGCGCUACGACAGCGUUUCUUUACGCUCCUGUUUCUCGUGGAGGUUUGGGGCUUCUGCCCUUGACGGAGCUGCACGGGGCACUUCAAGUGGCACAUGGGUGGCAGAUGUUGCACUCUUCUGACCCUGCCACCCAGCGCAUUGCCCGCCAGCAGCUCCGUCAAAUUGCAGAGGCCCGCUACAAGUUGGAUGUCGUGCUGUGGAAGGACCGUGAGGAGGAGCUGGGCGAGCUCCUUCUCAACAGUAAGCUGGGGGCGUCGGACCCAGCGCCGCCCAAGCGACGGAAUGCGGACAUUGGGUCGCUGUGGUUCGACGUCCGUGGGUCACCUUCACCGCUUCGGCCUCAAGUUCGAGAUGGCUCCGGCGGUGGAGGAGACAGGGACCCCGGCGCAAAGGUUGCAGCUUCGCGUGCCCCACCACGAUGGUUGGUUGGACCAUAG
Molecule: messenger RNA, 5589 nt
Organism: Peronospora matthiolae
Lineage: Eukaryota; Oomycota; Peronosporomycetes; Peronosporales; Peronosporaceae
Source: the annotation of a GenBank genome assembly